UAAACAGAUAAUCUUUCAGUGCAGCUGUUGUUAAUUAACAAUUUUCAGGACUUUAACCUUUAAAGUUUUAACAUCGGAAAAUUUAAAAUUGUGAAAAAUCGUGGAUGAUUCAUCAAAAAUUUCAAUAUUUAAAUGCACAAAGAGAAAGAAUUUCUUCUACAUAAAAAUUUAUCAAAGUUUGCUGCGUCAUAAUAUAACUUCGUCGUCAAGUGCAACGAUUUCUCCGAAAAAAAAAUGCGCAAUUAAUGCAUUUGCAAAUUUUUACUCCCACAACACGAAGAGAAUGUCACAAAAUUCGUUGAUUUUUCUUCUUUUUUCGUCAUUUUUGAGCGUUUUGUGUGACGAAAGACCUUUGCUGCUUGUCAUCUCGUUCGAUGGCUUCAGUCCAAAGUAUCUGGAACGAGGUUUGACGCCACAUUUAAAGAAACUCCAAGAAGCUGGAACUCGAGCGCCGUUCUUGCGAAAUGUAUUCCCCACAAAAACGUUCCCGAAUCAUCAUUCCAUCGCGACGGGAUUGUAUCCGGCGGAACAUGGAGUGCUUGCUGCUGAAGUCUACGACCUCGAACUCGGUAAAUUAACGUACGGACCGGAUUUGUAUGGAUAUAAUCGCUUUGUGGCACCGAUUUGGGCAUGGAAUGAAAUGUCAAAUGGGAAAAGUGGCUGUAUGAUGUGGCCUGGAUCAGAUUUCAGCUACGGAUUGAAAGAUGUUAAUUGUAGUUAUACGGAAAAAAUGAAUGUAACGCACCCGGGACCAUGGGAAGAGAGACUUGAAAAAUCUGUGGAGUGGUUUAACUCUGGAGCGAAUCUUGUGAUGCUUUACAUCGAAGAACCCGAUCACAAUGGACACAUUUACGGCGUGGAUGAUGCUCAAAAUGAAAUUUUACGAAAAUUGGACAAUUUUACGUCACUUUUGGAAGAAAAACUGAAAUCUGCGAAAUUAUGGGAGAAGAUGAACGUCAUAAUUUUAUCAGAUCACGGCAUGAUCGAUACAAAACCUGCAAAUUUCAUCAAUAUUACCAAAUAUCUUCCGUCGCACAAGGAGGAAAUUUACGGAAAUUCACCCGUAUUGCAAAUUAGUCCCACAACAGCGAGUAUUGAUGACAUCUAUAAUCGUCUUAUGAACGCUUCAAAGCUGGAAAAUGACACUUUUAAGGUUUAUCGCAACUCUGACUUACCGGAACGUUGGAAUUAUCGCAACGAGCGACGAUCUGGUCCUAUUACGGUAGUUGCUGAGCCCGGAUUUGCCUUUAAACAUGACAUGACGCCAGCUGUCGAGUACUAUCAGAAGACAUACAACUUAACAGUGACAAACGAGACAACUUUUGGCAUUCACGGUUACGAUAAUUCCUUCCGUGAAAUGAAUUCCUUGUUUUUAGCUUGGGGUCCAGCUAUUAAAAAGUCUCAUGUUGUCGCUCCUUUUGACACAGUCGACUUGUUUCAUCUCUUUUGCGAAAUCCUAAAGAUAAAACCGCCCGAAAUCAGUGGAAAUCGCGACAACAUUCUCGAUGUUUUGAACAACGGCAACCAAAAUGCAGCGAUUUCAGGCUUCUUAAUUGCUAUUGCUGGCAUUUGUGUGUCAUUUUGCUUGGUAGCAGCCGCUUUUGCAGUAUUAGUUGUCGUUCGAAGGAGACGCGAGGCACAAAUGGUACCGGAAUUCAUCUAUGACGAACCCGAGCACAUGGAAGAGCAAAAACUGCUGGAAAUUGGCAUUGGAUCGGAAAAAUUCGAUAGUGAGGCAUGACAUCAAGCUGAUGGUACUCGAGCAGGUACCAGCAACACGACGAAUCAAGUGAGUGAGACAAAAGUUAGUUUUAUUAACUCUUGAAUGACGAAAGUACACGUCAGGAUUUAAGUCAAUUAAAAAUUCAAAGCAAUCUUGCCCAAUUAAUUCUCUAAUGUAAAAAAAAAUUGACAAAAAAUUAUGGUGAUAUUAAUUUAAAUAAAUAUUAAACCGUACUCAAUUUAUGAUAAACAAAAAAUAUUUAGGAAGCACAAUCAAUAUCAUUUCUAAUCCCCAAGACAAAAAAUUGAUAAUAAAAAUUAAUAAUUGAAGUACAAACCUCAAUAUAAUAAAAAGAAGACAACAACACGUAGGUUAAUAGCAAAAUUUUAUAAAAAUAAUAGUAAAUUAUUACAUUUUAUAUUUAAAACUCAAAUAAUCGAAAAAUAACGACAAAAUCUCUUUUUGCUCAAAUAUGACUAAAAUUACUUCAUUGGUAGCGAUCGAAAUAAUAUCAAAUCAAAAACAAUUUUUUCUGAUGCACCA
Molecule: messenger RNA, 2266 nt
Organism: Culicoides brevitarsis
Lineage: Eukaryota; Metazoa; Arthropoda; Insecta; Diptera; Ceratopogonidae
Product: bis(5'-adenosyl)-triphosphatase ENPP4-like
Exons: 2
Coding region: 284-1741 (485 amino acids)
Source: RefSeq, a predicted model, not a curated record